This is a messenger RNA of Trichomonas vaginalis G3, 537 nucleotides long. RefSeq lists its product as uncharacterized. The coding region runs from base 1 to 537 and encodes 178 amino acids. The transcript has a single exon. The record is from RefSeq and is a predicted model, not a curated record. NCBI's taxonomy places the organism in Eukaryota, Parabasalia, Trichomonadida, Trichomonadidae.
AUGGGAGACGCCGCCGCUGAAGCAGAAGGAAACACCGAACCACCAGCACCCUCGUUGAAGCACAAUUGGCCAGCCCAGGAUCUUAAUAGAUUCAAUGAAGAUCUUCAUGAGCAGAAAGAAGUUCAUGAGAGUAAUGAUGAUACUGAGGGUGAAGAGCUCUAUGAUUCUCAGAUGGUUGAUGCUGCAAUUAGCUGGUUCACAAGCAAACUCAAAAAAAGAGGACGUAGUGAUGAUGUGAUUGAUGAUAUAGUUAAACUAUUUAAAGAUAUUAUUGCCAAUAACAAUCAUAUCUUUAAAACAUCAAGAACUGUAAGUGGCUUGGACAUUUUUGAUUUUAAUUUUAAAAUCAAUGAUGAAAAUUGGGGAUUGUUCGCAAAUAUAUGCCUCCGCAUAACUUGCUGCACUUGUGCGGAGGCAAGCUGUGAAAGAACAAUCUCAGCCCAGCGUCUCAUCUUAACUUGUUCAAAUUUAAACAUGAGUAAGGAAUUAAUGGACGCUAGGCUAAAGAUCAUGAAGGGAGCUAGUUGGAAAACAUAG